Messenger RNA from Pyricularia oryzae 70-15, 1017 nucleotides. RefSeq names its product FK506-binding protein 2. Gene Ontology annotation, biological process: protein peptidyl-prolyl isomerization. The record is from RefSeq and is a predicted model, not a curated record. NCBI's taxonomy places the organism in Eukaryota, Fungi, Ascomycota, Sordariomycetes, Magnaporthales, Pyriculariaceae. The transcript has 6 exons. Gene Ontology annotation, molecular function: peptidyl-prolyl cis-trans isomerase activity. Bases 223 to 780 code for a protein of 185 amino acids.
CAUGGCCCAAGCUUGACUUGCAUCCACAUUGACCGCCACAACAGCCACCAAACGCCUUCGAUCGAGCGACAACGUUCCCCUCCUCCAACCACAACACCUCACACCCCCGCCUCAAUUCUAGGUAGCCAAACAACCGAAUUCCGUCACAAACCGAAGGCUACAUACACCUUGCAUACUGCCUUGGACAAACAUACCGAAGAAAAGCGAACCACGUCGUCCAACAUGAAGCUCCUCGUCUCCCUGUCCCUCCUGGCCUCGGCCGCCGUGACCGUUCUUGCGGCCGAUGAGCUUGGUAUCGAAGUCACUCAGGCAGUCAACUGCGAGCGCAAGACCAAGAAUGGCGAUAUGGUGCACAUGCACUACAAGGGCACACUCCAGUCCACCGGCGACAAGUUCGAUGCCAGCUACGAUCGGGGCACUCCCUUGGCCUUCCCACUUGGAACCGGCCGAGUGAUUAAGGGCUGGGAUCAAGGAUUGUUGGACAUGUGCAUUGGCGAGAAGAGGACAUUGACCAUCCCACCAUCGCUGGGCUACGGUGACGGAGGCAUUGGUCCCAUCCCGGGCGGCGCAACACUGAUCUUUGAAACCGAGCUCGUCUCCAUCGAUGGCGUCGAGACGCCCGAGAAGAUUGACUACGUCAGCAAGGCCGAGGAGGCCGCCUCAAAGGCCACUGAGAAGGUUGCCGAGAAGGUUGCGGACAAGAUCAAGGAGGCCGCAGAGGUUGUCAAGACUGUCGUUGCUGACUCUGAUGACGCCGGCCAGGAGCACAACGAGCUCUAGGCUAGCAGCUUGUCACACCCAGUUUGUUUACCUGACAGGUUCGCGUGGAUCUCGAGGCUAUGUCGGAGGACUUGGCUAUUCAAUCAUAUGCCAUUACGUUUCACAAUUAGUCCGGUGUGCGCAUACUUUCGAUGCUGCACAAGUCCCAGCCGGAAGUUCUUCCCGAUCCUGUUAGUUUGUGUAGCUCUGACGAAACAUAAUACACGCCGGUUUCUUUACAUGAGCAUUAUCCGGGAA